Strongylocentrotus purpuratus (purple sea urchin) is the source of this 3288-nucleotide messenger RNA. RefSeq lists its product as uncharacterized. The transcript is spliced from 2 exons. Lineage: Eukaryota; Metazoa; Echinodermata; Echinoidea; Camarodonta; Strongylocentrotidae. The coding region runs from base 365 to 1501 and encodes 378 amino acids. The record is from RefSeq and is a predicted model, not a curated record.
GUUCUUGUUCGCCAGCGUCAAAGGGCGCACGUGGGACUAUGAACGGUAGGCGCAGGUAUAUUAAUACGAGCACAGUCGCGAGACACACAGGGAUCAAUAUUUGAAAAGUAAACAACGAUUAGCGGUAUAAAAGCGCCAGAUGGAUACGGAUGUAGUCUUAUUAGUACGACUUCCUAAGCCAAAGGAAACUCGAGUUCAGAAAUAGCUCGGGGUGCCAGCAUCGUGAACAGACACCGCGUCCUAUUCGCUGUAUCGUCUGCUAGCGGAUGAGUUGAACAUUCUUGCCGCUUCUUUUCAGUGCCAUAGUAGUGAUAUUUUUUAAAUUUCUCUUCUCCAUUCCUCGAAAAAGAACUUGAACACAACCAUGGAGGGAGUAACUAUGGAAAAUCUUCUGGAUAUCUGUCUGUGUACCAGCCUGGCGAUUAAUUUGUCCGUGUUUUGCUAUUUUUUCAUCUUUGCCCUUGCGGAUUUAUUCGUGAAGACCUGCCACUCGUCAACCUCCCGUAUGCAGUUGGCGCAUAAACACUGCGCAGAGUUCAUGAGGAAUUUUUAUCUCGAGAGUGUCUUCUACUCAGCUCAGGGCAUAGCAGCCAUCAUCGUAACAUUGGUCUUCCACGAUUCUGUUCUUUCCUUCGAAACAGAGUUACCGCGUCCUGCCCAGCUCCUCCUUGCCGCAUCCCUGGGUUUCCAUGUCGUUGCCUUCUUCAGAGUAGCAUUCCUUGGCAACAGUUGCAUCGUUAAAUACACGAUUAUGCUGAUGCAGUUCAUGGUGAUACUGACGGUUGUGGCAGUUCUGAUUACCAAGGAAGACGCUCCGAUGGGUAUGAUCUUGCUCGUGAGUGAGACGGACAUGCUGUUUGCAAAUGUUGGAAAACUGCACAAAGUCAUUCGCCUCAAGGGCACCAGGAGGUACCGUGUCAUCAUCUACGUUGGAGCCUUCGCGACCGUCCUGUCCCGAGCCAUCAUUCCUCUUGGUUACCUUGCAAUGGCUCUCCUGGAGGGAAGUCCUUUGAAGAUGUCCAUCUCGGCUACGACAGUGUUCUUCGUCGGACUUGUCGCAUGCGGUGCCAUCAAUACGUGGAGGGUCAAUUCGGCUGUUGCUCGCAUCUGCAGGAAGGAAGAGAGGAUCAUCGAGGUAGCGCCUUACACCAACAUUUCAGGAAGCUCUGCAGGACCUAAACCAGAUGACAUGGCAACAUCCAUCAGUGCCAACAUCGAAAUGCCACCAUCUUACAACGAAGUCUUUGCCGCUGAGGACGCCACCGCAACUGCUGCUCCUGCUGCUGAAGGAGACCUAGCUGCUGCCUCCGGCCUCACCUUUACGAAUCCAAUGGCAGAUUACAUUGUCAAUGAUUCUCUUGCACAUGUUGCUCUAGCCACAGGAAAUACUGAAACCUCAAACCUGACAACCUUUAUAUCCAUUGAUCUAAGUGCUUCAGACCUCGAGAGGCAAAGAGAAUCGGUUAUGACGACAGACACUGAACUAAGUUGGUCAGGAUGAACACAUUUUGUGAAUAGUUUGUAAUUUAUUUAUUGUCGUAUGAAUGAGGAGUACGUAGCACAAAGAAGUGUCUUGCAAUAUCUAAACGGAAUGGCUAACUUGCUAUCAGAUUACGACAAGUAAUAAUGACGAUAUCUUGCUAUAUAUGUCAGCUAUGAUGAAUUGAAAUGUUUUUUAUGAUUACGAAUAUAAUGUAACGAAAGGAAUGUUAAUGACUGGAAACAAAAACAAUCUUUUUCGAUAUAAACAACCAGUACUGAACCGUAAAGCUUUUCUCAAACAAAACACAAUUCCUGAUCCAGUUUCAAGUAUUGCUCUUGCUUGGCCUUCUAUCUGUCCAUAGUUUUAUAAGUCUGAAGAUACUUAGACCGAAAUUAAAAAGCUUUAGAGAUCGGCUGUCUUCGAGACUAAGAGACUGUAUAGAUUUUAUUUGUUUUGUCAAGCUCAAAUAUACAUAAAAUAACAACAGAGUGGUACAAAAGACGAUGGGGAAAAAUCUACAACACGAGAAAAUAAGGAUUAACUUGACGAGAAGACCCAUUUAUCUACAAAGAGGUCCUAAUUAGAGAAUCAUUAUUGAACAGGUUGAAUAUAUUUUCAAUAUUUACAGAUGUAAUAUAUUUACAGCAAUGUUAAAAAACAUUGAGAAUAUCGCUUGAAACAAAGACAUUCUCAAAAAAAUUGACCUAGUAUUCAAGAGGCUGAGUGUCACCGCGCCGAAAUGGUUGAAAGGAUGGACGAUCUGCAGGACCGAAAAGCAAAAUGCAGCUCGAUCCCGCCAUCCGAAGGUCCUGAUCAUAGAAAUUAGAAAUCGCAUGUUGUACCGACAAACAUGACACUAAAAAGUAUCGAGGCUGGCCUUGUAAUACAUGUAACAAAGACGUGCACCAUAAUGUUGAUUUCUGAACCUUUCGAAAGAUCAAAGUAUUUAUCGUUUUUGUUUGUGUGUGUGUAGCGCUUUUUCAAAUUAUCAUGUUAGGACAACUGUUGAUAGCAUUAUUUCUCAUUUCUACCAUAGCAGAAAGAUUUAUAACUAUGUUCGUUAAAUUGUUAUUUGUUAAUUUGUGAUGGUAAGUAAUCCGAUAUCUGUUUUAGAGGAGCAUGAAAAUGUAUUAUUCUACUAAUUUUAUUAAGGGGUCAAACUUGCCUUCACAGUAAUUGUCAUAUUAUUUACGAGUUCCAGGAUUUUAAACUAAGUUUUACAGAUUUUUAAUCAAACUAGGAAGAUUUUUAGGAACCCUUCAUUCUUUUUGUUGUUAUUAUAGUUUCAUCUCAUUUAAAUUUAGUCAUUAUUUAUGUAUUUAUUUCUAACUAAAAUUGUGGCAAUACGCAUGUCCAUUGUGUUCAGGCAUGAAUAUGCAGUUUAUGCUACAGUGCUAUCUCCUGCGCUCCUUUCCAUUUUUGGGAACAGAUGAUAAUCUUCAUGAAACACCUGUCAAAUAUGGGAAUGUUUUGGGGAUGAAUUUUGUAAACAACUUUUAGUGUUACUAUUCAAUUUUAUAUCUGUUAAAGUUGACGUGCAUGCAUCUAUUUUCACUCCUCUCCAGACGAAUAUUUGUUCAUGUCUUACGUUCCCUCCGCCUUUUUCUGUCCCUUGAUUUUUGUCCUACCCCCCCCCCUCUCUCUCUCUCUCUCUCUCUCUCUCUCUCUUUGGUCCUCUCUCUCUUUCUCUCUCUCUCUCUCUUUCUCUCCCACCUCUCUUUCUCUAUUUCUUUUUUAUACCUCUGUCACAAUGUUGUUUAUUACAGUUAUGAUCUUUGAUAAUAAAACAAGAAGAAAACAAAUUA